Molecule: messenger RNA, 891 nt
Organism: Rhagoletis zephyria (snowberry fruit fly)
Lineage: Eukaryota; Metazoa; Arthropoda; Insecta; Diptera; Tephritidae
Molecular function (GO): sequence-specific DNA binding
Source: RefSeq, a predicted model, not a curated record
GUUCUCAAUGUUUUAUUUCCAUAGUGGAGGAAAACCCUAUGCACAUCGAUGCAUCGAUGUACGCCCUCCGAUGCUUCGACAAAUAACGAUAUUUUGAUAGGAUGUAUUAACAUAUACCCAAAUGGAAUAAAUUAAAAUACGCAAUACAAAAAUACGCUCAUCAAAUGAAAUAAAUUGACAUAGAAUAAAAAUUGUAAUGCAGUGUGCGGUGUGGAAUUGUGUAAGCCAACGCAGGGACCCGUCUGAAAGAAGAGCUUUUUUCCGUUUCCCGAAGGAUCCUAAACAGCAAGAAAAAUGGUUGAAGUUUUGCCGGCGAUCUAAAGAUUUUAAACCAAAAACGUGGAGAAUUUGUAUGGACCAUUUUAAAGAGGAACACAUUAUAGGGAAGUUAGCUUUUGAAUUGGGGCUACAAACCAGAAGACGUUUGCAGCCCGGCGCCAUUCCAUGUAUAUACACAACCGCUCAGCAGCAGUUGAAGAGACUGGAAGAGGAAAAACAAAGAGCGAUACAUAUUUUAGGUGACUUGCCAACUUCUAGUGCAACAGUUUUGAAGCCGCAGACAGACGCAGCCGUAGUAGCCGCAAAAAAUCCAUGCAAAAUAGAAGCAGGUAUGCGACCAUCGAGUGCUCUUUCCAAGCCGCUCAGCCCAGACGUAGCUGUAGUAGCCACAACAAAUGCAUGCAAAAUAGAAGUAGGUAUGCGACCAUCGAGUGCUCUUUCCAAGCCGCUCACCCCAGACGCAGCCGUAGUAGCCGCAACCAAAACAUGCGAGACAGGUACACAGACAUCGCCCACAACAAUUUAUAACCCAGUCAUAUAUAUGAUCGUCUGCGUAAAAUCGCCCUAAGCAAAAAUUUUGAAGUGUUAGUACUAAAAAUAAUGGAGUCUUUU